Molecule: messenger RNA, 24605 nt
Organism: Coregonus sp. 'balchen'
Lineage: Eukaryota; Metazoa; Chordata; Actinopteri; Salmoniformes; Salmonidae
Source: the annotation of a GenBank genome assembly
AUGUAUAGUGAAACGGACAGCGGCUAUGGAUCAUACACGCCGUGCAUCAAGUCUCCAAAUGGGGUCAGGGUCUUUCCUCCGACUUUGGUGCACCGCCACUGUUCCAUAACAUGUCCUCUCUGUCACCGUAGUGUCUCUCUGGAUGAGCGGGGGUUUAGGGGCUUUCCACGUAACCGGCUACUGGAGGCGAUCGUGUCUCGGUAUCAGCAGAGCCACUCUGCCAACGUGAAAUGUCAGCUAUGUGACCGCAACCCUGUCGAUGCCACUGUGAUGUGCGAGCAGUGUGACGUGUUUUACUGCACACCUUGCCAGCAGCGAUGCCACCCUUCCCGUGGACCGCUGGCCAAACAUCGAUUAGUGCCACCGACCCAAUUGCCAGCGGCAGGAGGACAGCAGAUGCCCGCCGCCACCUUACGCAAACAGGGAACAUGUGCAGACCAUGAUACGGAGAACUUUAGCAUGUACUGCGUCAACUGCAAGACUCCAGUGUGCAUGAAGUGUCUGGAGGGUGGCAAGCAUGGGAGUCACGAUGUAAAACCUUUAGCGGCCAUGUGGAAACAGCACAAGGUAAGGAUGGAGGCGGUGGGGAUGCCUUGACCAUCAGCUGCUCUGUGUAGCAUCACAUCACUGAUGUCAUCAGUGCCAUUUAAAUCACACCAACUAGAUACAUUUACUGUAAGGGACAAUUCAUCCGUGGUAGCCUAUAGUAGGCCUAGCCAGGCAACAACAUUAUAGCCUAAUCACAGAUAAAUAAAUAAUCCUGCCUACAGUACAGCUCUGGGUUUGUUAUUUUAAUUUGUGAAAAGGUCACCAGCGCUGUGUAACAUGCCCCAUGGUUUUCUCAGCUCCCACUACAUGGUGAAGAGGAGAAGGAUGCCAUGACUCAGAGCUGGGCACUGCUCCUCCUCCUCCCAGGCAUAGCAUGCCUAUAGGCAGAAUGUGGACUGAGAGACAGAGAGUAGUACCCGAUCUCACACACACAUUACAUUGAGCUAUUACACAGCUAUCACAAAUUAAAUUAAAAGCCUUUAUCACCCACAGAGCAAAUUGGGUCACUAAUCUCACAUUUUGCAUGAUUGGGACAGUAUGCCCCACGACCUUCCUUCCAUCCAUAAUUUAUCAAACAGCAUGCAUCCGUCUUCCCACUCAUCACCACUGAUUAGAAGGGUUGUUCUGAGUUCAGUUCACUUUUAUCACGCUAGCCUACUGUCCCACAAAUGGACCGUGAAAAUCACAUAAGCGUGAAGCAGCAUUUAUAAGUACUGAGCCCUAUAAAUAAAAGAUGCAGAAGCGCUUAGUUCAUAUAUUUCCUGGGGUUGAGUGAGAUCGAUUACACCCCAGCACAUAGUCCAUUUUGUGCUGUAUUUUAUGGCCAAUGUUCUGUAUUGACAAUAAUGGGAUGGUCAAGUGAGCUCUGCUCAGGUUGGAAAUGUGUGUGUGUGUGUGUGUGUGUGAGUGAGAGAUGGAAUGGGAGUAUGUGUUGAUGAAGAGGGGGAGGACAUGAAUGUAUUGGUCUGCUAUUAUGGCAAAUUAUCUCUGUACUCUUGAAGCUACGCUAUCACUCUUCACGUCUCUUCUUGAAUGAGUCCACUGCACCAGACAGCUCCCCAUGUCACUGAACAUUUACAUUUUAGUCAUUUAGCAUAUGCGCUUGUGCAGACCAACAUAGUGUAGUGAGUGCAUACAUUUUCAUACUGGUCCCCCGUGGGAAUUGAACCCACAGCCUUGGCGUUGCAAGCACCAUGCUCUACCAACUGAGCCCAAAUUUAAAUGAGACCAAAUGUAAAUGUAUGAAUGAGUCCACUACACCAGGCAGCUCUUCAUGUCACUGUCACUAGGAUGGGAUUUUGUUGUGACACAGGGGACUAAUUCAAAUCUGUUAAUCACGUUCUCAUCCACAGCUCCAGAUCCACCCUCCGGCUCUGACAUGCUUUAUCAUUUGUCCUCCUCUAGGAGCUGACAGAAAACUCAAUUGAACAGACUCAACAACCAGUCUGUUAGUUAGGGUAGGAAGGCCUGGAGAUUGCAGUGUUGAUAGGAGAGAGAGAGAAAGGCUGCUCCUCCGAGGUUUCUUUUAUGACCACAGAUGGAUUGUGGCUUGUGGCUCAGAGGCAAUUGUCAUCCUCCAUGCUGCAGAGACCCAGAGUGCUGAUAAUGGAGAGGCAUGUGUGUGCUGACCGUCUGUGGAGAACUUAAUCAGCACUGAAAGCCCAACUACACACACAUACACACACACACACACACACACAUACACACCUCCUCUGCCGGACUGCUGCUGUCUCACUCCUCAAAUCUGACCCACAUCCACUGGGAAUGAGAGACAGUGUGUGCGCUUGUGUGUGCGUGUGGUGGGGUGUGUGGGUAUGUCUCUUAUUACAGUGGUUAAGCUGUUGUAUUGCACUUGGCUUGCUAGUGGGAAUAACAAUAAGCCCCCAUUUAGUUUUGGUUGGACCUUCAGUAGUCAGUCUUAUCUUUCUCUAUGGGAAUGCUUUUACAAACAUGAUUUGAAAGUAAUGUAAAGAAGGAUAUUGUUAUGUUUUAUGUUAUUUACAGUAUGUCAAAUGGAACAACGGAACACAAGGGACUGCCUUAGGGUAUCAGUGAUGUUUUUCUCCCCCUUUACAGUGCCACUGUGAGUUAGUGAAAUAAAUGCUUGCUAGGAAUACAUCAUGAAUAUGUAUUUACUAGCGAAUAAACCACAGAUGAGGGAUUGGAGGGGAAGUCAAAGUGGUGUAGUUUCCUGUGGAUGUCCUGUGGGCAGCCAAGCAGAAACACCCAAAGUCAGUGUCUAUUUAAAUUCCACACACACACACUACACACUUCUCCCAAACUCUUUACCUGCAUGCACAAGGCCAGGGCAUUUCUCACCAGGCUCCAGCAGGCAUGCACAAUCGGGCCCUGCCAAGUCCAGAGAAGGGCAGCUCGCCGACCUAAUGAAAAAUGUAAGCCAUCAAAUGGAUUGUUACAACCAACUCAUAUUUUUUUGUUUUGUCCUGAAUUCCCAAAUAUUACACCUUAAAAUGGCCACCAAGACCCUUUUAGGAGAUUAGAGAAACCAUGGUUCCUCUCUGUAGAUACAGAUGGUACUGCAGCUAAAGACAGGUUGCUAUGCUACCUCAGGCAUACAGAGCCCCUCUCCCAGUCCCAGCAAUGGCAUUGGCUCCAGAAUGUAGGUAAUGUAAAGUACAGUAUCUCCCAUCCCAUUGAAUAUGUGUGCUAUGCCAUACUCUACCUGCCUAGUACCUAGUACACUAGACUUGGUUCAUGUUGUGAUGAAUAAACAUUUGGUGAUGGGGGAACCAGGCAAAAGGAUGAGUGCUUAUACUGAUUGUGUGCAACUACUGUAACCAAAGGCAUAGGAGCAGGAUAAUAUUUUUGAGCUAUUUUUAGAGGAGAGAAUGAGUGCUUGGGCAAGACCUUUGUGAAGUGUGUGGACAUGAAAUUGUGGUGCUGUGCGCAAAUACUGCAAGUGUUACCAUGGCUACACGGAGGCAAGUUACCAGAAUGUUGGAAAAAAAUUAUGCCUAAUAGAUUCAUAUAUUCUAACUUUGUAAGUGUAUGUAACAGGUUUUACAAUAUGUGUAAUAUCUCAAAUGGCAGCAAUAAUUUAUGAUCAAUGCUUUUCGAUGUAUCUAGCUGCACAGCUGAAAGCUGAAGAAAUAAUUAAUUAAUCGAAUUUGUACUGGGUUUUAUAUAAUGGAAAUUGUCCAUAUUCUGCAUAUUCAUACAUAUAUUAAUGUAGCAAAUCCUAUCAAUAUUUGAUAUAUUGUUAAGGCACUUCCUUUUAAGUAUAGAACAUAACGUUAUGACUAUAACUACUGUUCACUGAAGGAGGGGAAACGAGGUAAAACAUACUAUGGGGAGUCGCACUCUCGCGACUUCGGUUGAAGGAUCUACAAUCACGCCUGACAAGGCCAAUGAAAUCCGCGCCUCGCUGCAAGCCCCACCUUCCAUAGGUGAUAUGAUAAGCGUGAGGCUCGGAUUCAUUCCUUCAAUGUAAUACCGCUCUUCACCGAGCCCAGGAACAGGCGGUGCGGGGCCAAACAGGUGUUGUACAUCCUUCAGGGAACAGUAGUUAUAGUCAUAACGUUAUGUCCCCUUUCAGUCAGUCAACUUCGGUACAACAGACUAUGGGGAAAUAUAAUCACACCCCAAGCCGACCCCAACAGAUACUAAAUGAAACGGCCCAUGGCAGACCACACAGACCUGACCCUGCCAAAUGCGGCAGGCUGCCUAGUGACUUUCCCCUGUCCCAGCCAUAAGCACACUGUGUGCUAUACUGGGAGCAGUGACAUCCAAGUGAUAAAACCUCACAAAACGGUGUGGUGAUGCCCAACUUCCCGCAGCACAAAUAUCUAUAGUCAAUCCAUAAAACAUCUCCCAAGACACUGCCAGACCCCUGGUGGAGUGGGCGUGUACCCCGCUAGGUAACCCUUGCCCCUUGCUGCUACAGUGGCUUGCGAAAGUAUUCAACCCCCUUGGCAAUUUCCUAUUUUGUUGCCUUACAACCUGGAAUUAAAAUUGAUUUUUGGGGGGGUUUGUAUCAUUUGAUUUACACAACAUGCCUACAACUUUGAAGAUGCAAAAUAUUUUUUCUUGUGAAACAAACAACAAAUAAGACAAAAAAACAGAACUUGAGAGUGCAUAACUAUUCACCCCCCCCCCCAAAGUCAAUACUUUGUAGAGCUACCUUUUGCACCAAUUACAGCUGCAAGUCUCUUUGGGUAUGUCUCUAUAAGGUUGGCACAUCUAGCCACUGGGAUUUUUGCCCAUUCUUCAAGGCAAAACUGCUCCAGCUCCUUCAAGUUGGAUGGGUCCGCUGGUGUACAGCAAUCUUUAAGUCAUACCACAGAUUCUCAAUUGGAUUGAGGUCUGGGCUUUGACUAGGCUAUUACAUUUACAUUUACAUUUACGUAAUUUAGCAGACACUCUUAUCCAGAGCGACUUACAAAUUGGUGCAUUCACCCUAUAGCCAGUUGGAUAACCACUUUACAAUUUUUUUUUUUUGUAGUAUUUAAUUUAAUUUUUCUAUUUGUAUAUAUAUAUAUUUUUAAAUUUUUUAUGUUUUCAUUUUUUUUAUAUAUAUAUAUAUAUAUAUUUUUUUUUUUUUUUUUGGGGGGGGGGGGGGGGGGGGGGUAGAAGGAUUACUUUAUCCUAUCCCAGGUAUUCCUUAAAGAGGUGGGGUUUCAAAUGUCUCCGGAAGGUGGUGAGUGACUCCGCUGUCCUGGCGUCGUGAGGGAGCUUGUUCCACCAUUGGGGUGCCAGAGCAGCGAACAGUUUUGACUGGGCUGAGCGGGAACUAUGCUUCCGCAGAGGAAGGGGAGCCAGCAGGCCAGAGGUGGAUGAACGCAAUGCCCUCGUUUGGGUGUAGGGACUGAUCAGAGCCUGAAGGUACGGAGGUGCCGUUCCCCUCACUGCUCCAUAGGCAAGCACCAUGGUCUUGUAACGGAUGCGAGCUUCAACUGGAAGCCAGUGGAGUGUGCGGAGGAGGGGGGUGACGUGAGAGAACUUGGGAAGGUUGAACACCAGACGGGCUGCGGCAUUCUGGAUGAGUUGUUGGGGUUUAAUGGCACAGGCCCAGCCAACAGCGAGUUGCAGUAAUCCAGACGGGAGAUGACAAGUGCCUGGAUUAGGACCUGUGCCGCUUCCUGUGUAAGGCAGGGUCGUACUCUAUUCCAAGACAUUUAAAUGUUUCCUCUUAAACCACUCGAGUGUUGCUUUAGCAGUAUGCUUAGGGUCAUUGUCCUGCUGGAAGGUGAACCUCCGUCCCAGUCUCAAAUCUCUGGAAGACUGAAACGUGUUUCCCUCAAGAAUUUCCCUGUAUUUAGCGGCAUCCAUCAUUCCUUCAAUUCUGACCAGUUUCCCAGUCCCUGCUGAUGAAAAACAUCCUCACAGCAUGAUGCUGCCACCACCAUGCUUCACUGUGGGGAUGAUCACACCUGUGAUUAGGGCAGAAGGAGAGGAAAAACACAAAAAGACACAGGAUACCUGUAUCCGUAACAGUGUGCUCGGGGUGAUGAGAGGUGUUGGGACAUAGCGUUUUCCUUGAUGGCCAAAAAGCUCAAUUUCAUAUGACCAGAGUACCUUCUUCCAUAUGUUUGGGGAGUCUCCCACAUGCCUUUUGGCGAACACCAAAAGUGUUUGUUUAUUUUUUUCUUUAAGCAAUGGCUUUUUUCUGGCCACUCUUCCUUAAAGCCCAGUUCUGUGGAGUGUACGGCUUAAAGUGGUCCUAUGGACAGAUACUCCAAUCUCCGCUGUGGAGCUUUGCAGCUCCUUCAGGGUUAUCUUUGGUCAAUUUGUUGCCUCUGAUUAAUGCCCUCCUUGCCUGGUCCGUGAGUUUUGGUGGGCGGCCCUCUCUUGGCAGGUUUGUUGUGGUGCCAUUAUUCUUUAAAUUUUUUAAAUAAUGGAUUUAAUGGUGCUCCGUGGGAUGUUCAAAGGUUUGGAUAUUUUUUAUAACCCAACCCUGACCUGUAAUUCUCCACAACUUUGUCCCUGACCUGUUUGGAGAGCUCCUUGGUCUUCAUGGUGUCGUUUGCUUGGUGGUGCCCCUUGCUUAGUGAUGUUGCAGACUCUGGGGCCUUUCAGAACAGGUGUGUAUGUGUGUGUGUGUGUGUGUGUGUGUGUGUGUAUAUAUAUAUAUAUAUAUAUAUAUAUAUAUAUAUAUAUAUAUAUAUAUAUAUAUAUAUAUAUAUAUAUAUAUAUAUAUACUGAGAUCAUGUGACACUUAGAUUGCACACAGGUGGACUUUAUUUAACUAAUUAUGUGACUUCUGAAGGUAAUUGGUUGCACCAGAUCUUAUUAGGGGCUUCAUAGCAAAGGGGGUGAACACAUAUGCACGCACCACUUUUUUGUUGUUGUUGAAACAAGUCUUUUUUUUUAUUUCACUUCACCAAUUUGGACUAUUUUGUGUAUGUCCAUUACAUGAAAUCCAAAUAAAAAAUCCAUUUUAAAUUACAGGUUGUAAUGCAACAAAAUAGGAUAAACGCCAAGGGGGAAUUAAUACUUUUGCAAGGCACUGUAUAUGCCAGGGGGAUCCACAAUCCAGUGACGCUAGAGACACUGCUUAGAGACCGCCCUGCCGCGAGCUGGAUUAGCAAAACAGACAAAAUGUUGGUCACAUAACCAGAUAUCCCGGUUCCGUUCAAUGUACGUGCAUAAAGCUCAUACCAGACACAGGGCAUGCAACCUCUGCUGCUCUUCAGAAGCAAAAGGGGGAGGCAAAAAGGGAAAUAGCUCAAAAUCUAGGGACCUGUAGGACAUAGCCAUGACUUUCAGGGCGAAGGACGCAUUUGGAUGCAACGCCACCUUAGAGUCUGAGUACAGGAAGGGUGUGCUGAUAACGCGUGGAGGUCCCCAACACGUUUAGCCAAAGCCAUGAGCAGGGAGGUUUUGUAGGAGAAGAUCUUCAGAUCCACCAACUCCAGAGGCUCAAAGGGGGACACACACAGUGCCUCCAAAACCAGCGCCAAGUCCCAUGUGGGCGCAAUCGGUUUAGAGACCGGUCUUUAGAGACCGGUUCUCUCUUUCAGGAACUGCACCACCAGGGGGUGAGCCCCCGGUGAGGUUCCGUCAAUUCCCACAUGACACGCUGAGACAGCGGCCAUGUACACUUUUAAAGUGGAGAAUGCUUGAAAAGCUCCUGUAGGAACAUAAGGAUGUUCUUCAAAGAGCACUGAAAAGGAACAAGUCCUUUAUCUUGGUACCAGAGCUCAAACGCUUGCCACUUAUACGCAUACAUCCCUCUCGUGAAGGGCGCCCUUGCAGACUGAAUGGUAGCAAUAACAUUCUGAGGUAAUUCUCUAGCCAUCAAAUUGGCCGUCUUAGUGGCCAGGCCCAUAGGAACCAAAUCUCUGACCUCGCUUGCCAAACCUGCCCGUGUGCCUUGGACAACAGGUCCCUGUACAACGGGAGUUUCCACGGGUUCCCGCCUAAAGGUGAAUGUCUCCGCGAACCAAGGCUGCAUGGGCCACCUGGGAGCCACAAGAAUCAAUAGAAAGCCCUGCAGGCGCACCCACUCCAACGUGGGGUGAAUCAGAACCACUGGCGGAAACGUGUAAAGGCGGCUCAGAAGCCACUGGUGCGCCAGAGCGUCCAUUCCCAAUGGGGCACUCGGGUCCUUCAUCGAGAAAAAUGCUGAAAAUGUCCCAUACCUGGGAGAGCCUCCACUCCUGAGAGAGAGGGUCCCAUCUGGAUAAAAUAUCUGCACCCGAGUUGAGGCAACUGGGGACAUGCGUCACCCAAUCGAAAGCAUGUGCACACUGCUCCCCAGCAAUAGGGAGCGAGCCAAGGUUAGGAGGGAGAGAGACAGUCUCUUCCCAUCUGUUGAUGCACGCCAUCACUGACAUAGUUCAGUUCUGACCAGCACAAGCCAGCCCGACAAAAACAGGGGGAAGCGCCUGAGCGCCAGAUACUCCAGGUAAUUGACAUGCAGUGCACUCCGCACCAGUGUCCAUACCCCCCGAAUCGAGUUGCCUUCGUACAGCUCACCCCACCCUCUGGGGAAUGCAUCUGUCGUGAUUACCUUUCGGGAUACAACUCAGCCCAUGGGAGCCUCCUGACAAUAGUUGAGGGUCCCACCACUGGGCCAUGGCGAGAUGUGUCCAGGUGAGUGGCUAGCACUCAGUGCUGGAAGGGCCGUAUCAACAAUAGCCCCACAGGAACGACUUCAAUCACAGAAGCCAUCAUCCCCAGUAGGCAUAGGCACUGGCGAAAAUUCACUGUGUGACCCAGCCAAUAUUUGGCUAAGCAGAGUCGAAACCUGGACACCCUCCAUGGGGAUAGAAAAGCGUGAUACGCGAGUGAGUCUCGCUUGAGACCCAGAAAUGGAAUGCGCUUUUUCUGGUUUCUUAUGAAGCCUAGAGACUGAAUACGGGACAGUACCAUGGAUGUGUGUAACACUGCUUGCCCCCUCGACUCCGCCGCCACCAGCCAAUCGCAUUCUGAGUUUGUAGACUCUGAGGUGCUUGCUGAGGGCAAGUAGGUCUAGGACCCACUCGGAUUGCCUACUUCUGGAGAUGGGAGGAUCUUUCCUUCCUCAAAAUGGGCACUGAGGCCUCGGGAACAGUCGACGAGAUGAUGCUGCAGAAGUGUGGGGGACGCACAACAAAUUGUAGCCUGUACCCUGAUAUCACUGUUCGCAUGAUCCAGGGCGACACUGCACAUGCGCGCCAUUGGUCGAAGCAGACAGCAAGACUCCCGUGAUCUGAAGGGGCAGGACUCCACCUUGUAGACUGGGAGAGAUUGGUUCUUCUUCCAUUUACACCACACUUGACAACCGUAUGUCUGAACAUGGAGAAGGAACACGUUUGAUCAAACUCACCUACGGGAGACCACUUUUAACACCCGUGAACACUUUGGAACUCGGUUGAAAAAACGUUGUUUAUGUUUCAAAGUUUGCCUAAAGCCCAGCCCACUCUGGGUACACGGGCUCCGGCGAUCAGUGAUGUGCCCCGAUUGGCCGUGCCACUUGGGGGUACUGUUAUCACAAUGAGCCUCACUCGGUUUAGGCAGUAAGAUGCGUUCCGGUAACCGGCUGGCACCCAGCGCUUGACCGCACGCAUAAAAAAUAGACCCAGGGAGAAAACAUUAUCAUGGAGGUUAGCAAAGUCAUAGGUACUGGCAACAAAGCGCCUUGUAACCUAGCUGGGAAUGGGACAGACUGCUCUGAAAAACGGACCCCUUCUGUUGUAACAGACAGCGGCGAUUCGUAAUUGAAUCUAAUUCCCAGACAGUGUGGUCGUGUCCAACCCUGCUUGUUCCCUUGACUCCGCUACCAACAACUAAUCGCCUAUAGAGACCAUAACCUGUAUCACUAGACACCUCAUAGGGACUAGUGAGCUACAGGCAGGAAUCAGCAAUGAAUCCCAGUAAUGAGCCACCUAUGGGGAGGGGCGCCCCCUUGUGGACAUUGACCCAACUUGUCACUCUCACCCUGGGGAGAUUGAUAUACCCUUUGAACCCUGUGAACACCAUGGAACGCGGGUAACAGAGGUGGCAGCAUUAAAUAUGGACAAGCUUCCAACAUACGUUGUGCUUCCGUGAGACUGUAUAGCCUGCAUGAAGCCCGGCCCCUUUAUGGGCACAGGGGGCUCUGGCAAUGGCAGACGUAGUACCCCGUUUGCCAAACGUGGGGGCUAUGUUGUCACAGUAAUGUUUUUGCGGAGGGGCGCACUGGUCACUCAGACCCGUGCCAAGGCCCCUUGCUCCAGGGGUUACCCCAGCCAAGUGCUCGGGGACUGCUUCUUCAUUUGAGGUGCACGCAAACCUGGUUUCCUUCACUCCCUCCAACUCCAGGAACUGAAAAUAGGAAUGGGGUUGCCAUAACGCCAGGGGAAAGCUAGUAAAUUUCACUCGCCGGAAGUUAAGCAUGCUAGCCGACGUUAGCUAGGUGGCUUUUUAGCAUAAGCUAGGCUAGCUAGCCUCUUUGACCGCAGCACAGUCCGUUUGGAAUAACCAAGCGACUUAACGCCACAUAUACUAAACAAGAGCGCUAACCCAGCAACACCACUGUGGGGAGGCAGGAAUAGCUAGUAAUAGCUAGCUCGCCUCAGCGAGUUAGCCAACCUGGCUAGCACACUAUGCAGUGCUCGUUUUGCUAGCCCGGUCUCGAAAGUCCACGUAGGACCGGAUCACCGAGGUGGGACCGGACUCUUCAUCAAUAAGUCUGGGAAGAGAGGCAAGCGGUGCUUGACCGAGGCAGACACAGGCGGCGGGGGGUACCCACCGAACCUGCCCACCCUCUCUCUUCAAGUAGCCUCCCGUAACUGGCGACAGAGCACACAGGAGCCAAGUUGGGUGCAGGCAGACAAGACAUUUGCUCCCACGACCCAAUCCAUCUCCGCUUCCUGUACUUCGGUCCCAGCCGAGGUACUGGCAUCAAGGAAAGGAAAGUCGCCAUCGGUAAUUCCAAGCUUCCUCAAGAAUGCUACAUGUCUUUCCAGGAAGUUUGUACACAGUACGUGGCAAUGCGCACACAGACUGAUUCGAGCAAGGGCCGCAUUAGCGUGCUCCAUGCCGAAACAAACUACACAUAGAUCGUGAUUAUCUUUCAGAUAAGUGCUGUAACUGCAUGACUGGGGGCAUGAUCUCGACCCCGAACACGGCUUAGCCAUCGUCGUCUUGGCCGUUUUCUUAGCCAUCUUGGCCGUUUUCUUAGCCAUUGCACCAGCAAAUGGAAGAAUAACUAAUUGCUUGUGAUUAGAAAACUUAUGAGAACAAGUACAACCUUCAGCACACAAUAUCCAGGGGGUGAGCAGGCUAUUACACUAUGGGACAGUUUAGUUGGCGCAACGUAAGACAGUCUCGUUUUCCAAUUGUUUGUUUUAUUAGCAUGAAUCGUUCUUGUUUACACUGAGGUGAAGAGCGGAAUAAUUGAAGGAAUGAAUCUGAGGAAGGUGGAGCUUCCAACAAGGCAUGAAUUUCAUUGGACUUGUCAGGCAUGAUUGUAGAUCCUUCAAUCGAAGUCACGAGAGUGCGACUCCCCAUAGUAUGUUGUACCGAAGUUGACUGAAAGGGAACUUUCACUACAUUCUCAAUUUAAUCAUCCAAUGGAGAAUUUUCUAUAAUGGUAAAUAUUGUGUGUUCUCUGAUUUCGUGGUUUCUUUGGGUUGUUCCUAAUUUGCCUGGCAGCGUGUGCAUUCUCUGUGAUGCUGUACUGGGCUGGCUGUGCUGUGCAGCACUGUGCAGCACUGUGCUGUGCUGGCUGUCGUGGACAUGCUGUUGAACAUUAGUCGGUCGUGGAGCAGCAGUGUGAGGCUGAAACGGGGAGGGAGAUUGGUUCUGCUCUCAACCAGAUGUGGAGCGCUAAUGACACAGCUGCUGAGCGAGGGAGAAAAGGGAGGGGAAAGGGAGAAGCGGGCAUAGGAAUCUAUGCCAUUCCUCCUGGAGUGUCCCUAAAGACCCAUUUGAAGUCAUGGUCAACACUGCAGAUGAGCGCUGCAGCUUCGCAUCGUCUUAGCCAGAUCCCCAAACACUGGGCUGGAAAUGAAUAGCUAUGCUCCUCCACUAUUGAAAGCCUCUGCUCUUGAAUGUCAUGCAUAUUACUUAAGAAUUCUCUCUCUGAUGACAUUACUGGGUCUCUUCAUUGCAUUCAUUGCAUCAGAUAAUAAGAGAGGAAUGAUGCUGCUGACAGGAAAACGGAUGCCUCUCCCCCCUUUUUUUUCUGGAGGAAAUACAUUACGAUUAAGGGUACAUUUCUAAAAUGAUUAAUUGGAUUCCUCUUUGAAGAAUAGAGCCUCACCUUUCAUCUUAUGACCCGUUUUACUCAUUACUUCACAAAAGGUAUUUCCUCCUGCCAUAACUCACCUGUUAUCCUUAGUGACAGUGAAGGGGUUAUUUAGGUUGUCUACCACUGAUGCUGUAAUCCAUCUCUACAAAUGAGAUCGCUGACAGUUCUGAGCCACAUGAGGACAAUAUCCAGAACUUAAUUAUAACAUGAAGUUUAAUAUUAGCUCAUAAAGAAUAAAUAUAUUUGACAAUGGGGAACAUGACAAGACGAUAAAACCUUUAAGAUAUGGCUCCCUUGAUAAUUUCUUCAUGUUGAGCAGUAGCAUCCUUCCUUACCAUAUUGAAUCCAACUCUCCCAUACAACACUGUUAGGAUAAACAAGCACAACCCAGUGAAAGGACAUUAAUUGGUGUUGUGCAGGAGGUUGCCGUGGGACAGGCUCUCUCUCCAUAGGAGGGCCCCCUGGACCCCUCACCCUGACCCCUGGAGGUCACCCUGACACAGUGUCACAGUGUAGAGAGAAAGGGCUUAGCAGACAGACAUUGGCCUGCCAAUGCCCCCUUGUCUUGUCCUGUCUGUCUGUGGCUGGGGCCCUGGUGGAAAGAAACAGCAAAGAGGAGGGGAAUCAUUCAUCCCCUUGUUAGCGGUGCGGACCGACAGCUUGUGCCAGAUGGCACAUUAAUGGACCAUGGAGGGCUGGCUUGAUUUGCGGCCCUCUUGAACCUACGCACAUGGCCCAAAGGCCCAGCCCCAGAGAAGCCCUGACUGAGACUGACAGAGAGGCCAAGAGGAAGAGGAGCAGGUGGGAGGAGCGGGAGGGAGGUGGGAGGUUUGGAUCCUGGCCAGAUUGAUCACAGCAGGGUUGGUUUACACCAUGAUUACCCAUCACUCAUGGGUAAUCAGCCUCAGCACAGAGCAGAUCUGGUGAAAGAUAGAGAAAUAAAUGAUUAUAGGACUACAAGGUGAGGGCUUGACCUCUAAACAUGGCUUUGAGGGCCUCGUUUGAAUCUCCUUGAUUACUAUGACCUCAGAGGUCAUGUGGGUGGGCUUGAGUGAAAUGUUUAUUAGUUGUUUACAUCAUUGCUGGUACUGUACUGUAUAUUUCGUCACUGGUACUGCCCCAGGCUUUAAUCUUAACGUGUUAUUAUUAUUUUAAUUUUUUUAUUUAACCUUUACUUAACUAGGCAAGUCAGUUAAGAACAAAUUCUUAUUUACAAUGACGGUCUACCAAAAGGCAAAGGCCUCCUGCGGGGACGGCGGCGGGGAUUAAAAAUGAAAAUAUAGGACAAAAUACACAUCACGACAAGAGACACCACAACACUACAUAAAGAGAGACCUAAGACAACAACAUAGCAUGGCAGCAACACAUGACAACACAGCAUGGUAGCAACACCACAUGACAACAACAUGGUAACAACACAACAUGGCAGCAGCACAACAUGGUAGCAGCACAAAACAUGGUACAAACAUAAUUGGGCACAGACAACAGCACAAAGGCAAGAAGGUAGAGACAACAAUACAUCACGCGAAGCAGCCACAACUGUCAGUAAGAGUGUCCAUGAUUGAGUCUUUGAAUGAAGAGAUGGAGAUAAAACUGUCCAGUUUUAGUGUUUUUUGCAGCUCGUUCCAGUCGCUAGCUGCAGCGAACUGAAAAGAGGAGCAACCCAGGGAUGUGUGCGCUUUGGGGACCUUUAACAGAAUGUGACUAGCAGAACAGGUGUUGUAUGUGGAGGAUGAGGGCUGCAGUAGGUAUCUCAGAUAGGGGGGAGUGAGGCAUAAGAGGGUUUUAUAAAUAAGCAUCAACCAGUGGGUCUUGCGACAGGUAUACAGAGAUGACCAGUUUACAGAGGAGUAUAGAGUGCAGUGUUAGAGAAGUGACUUGGAGAGUUAUUGCUCUCAGAAAUGGCUGUGUUCUCAAACUCAUUCAAUUGAAAUGUCUGCAUAGAUUGUGUUUUGAUUUAUUUUGGAUGAAUAAUUGUGUGUUUUUGAUUCACAGUGUCAACUGUCCCAAGCUUUGAAUGGUGUGUCGGAUAAAGCCAAGGAUGCCAAGGAAUUUCUGGUGCAGUUGAAGAACAUGCUUCAGCAGAUACAGGUAACAUUCUCUUUUCAAAUACAUGUCUUGCAGAUCCAAUUGAAAUAUCCACAUGUAUUGAAAUAGAAUACAAUUGUUAUUUCUGUCCUAUAUCAAUUUAACCUGUAUUCCCCAUCACCUACUUACCUGUGCCUGUCAGCUUUGUAGAUCAAGGGUAUACAGAUGCUCAACAAAUACUUAAAAGAAAGAAGAAAUAUGCUCCAGAUUCAUACAGUGUCACUUUCUGGAAUAUUUUUAUUAUGUAGGUAACUUGUGGGGAUUCUAAAAGUUUUUUUUCAUUUUUAGACUGGCACUACAUCAUUUAUAAAGCACUUCUUGUCGCCCAGCGGACCCAAAAGUAUAUUUUUGUGACCACGCUCACAGCUGAAGCAGGAGAGGGCUGCUGUGCCACUCUAAUCACCACGGCAACACUGUCCACAGGGACUGCCCCAGACAAUCACAGCUUUUAUACUGCACUGCCAUGUCUUAUCAGUUGCAGCAAUGCUGUGUAUUAAGACUCUAUUUGAGUAAAAUCCCAGCUCUGCUCAUCCUUGAACCGAGUGCAAAGUGUUGCUAGAUUAGAAUUCACUAUCUCAGGCCUCAUCUACACUCACAUAAAUGAUUGAUAUACAGUGUCGAUGAUGGAAGAUUUAACAGGAAUCAGUGUGGUGUCCUUGCCCCCUGUCUCUCUGUGCCUGGCCCUAGCACCCUGUACCUCCCUGUACCUUCCUGUUCUGUCAGUAAGCGAUGUGUUAUGUUGUCCCUGGCAGGAGAACGGGGUGGAGUUCGAGGCCUGCCUGGUGGCUCAGUGUGACGCCCUGAUUGAGGCUCUGACGCGGCAGAAAGCCAAGCUCCUCACCAAGGUUACCAAAGAGAGGGAGUACAAGCUCAAGGUGGGUCAGUGGGUCGGAUCUGAUGGACGCUCCAACAGCUUGAUGGGUGGGAACGUCAUGUUGACUGCAGUCUCACACACCAGACCAAGCUCGGAUUGCACUGUGCACAAUUAGCCUGGGGACAAGGUUCUGUUGACUUUAAUGUACAGAUGGCAUCAUUCAGUUAGGUGGAUGGUUUAUGGUUUGUUGAUAACAAUAAUCACAGUACUCUCUCUGCAUCAAAUAUAUGAUCAAUAGAUCACUGUUAUUCAUAAUACAACUCUGAGUAGUGAUAGACUCUUUUACCUCAGCUGUCAGCUCUCUCUAGACACAAAGGGCAUCCAGGGUUGUGCACUUGUUUUGGCCCAGGUCGAGAUGCAUCUGGACCCAGGUCUCUCUCCUCUCCGCCCCCCUGUCCUCUCCAUCUGAAGCCCCAGCUGAGGGGUAGGCCUGGGCCUACAGGCUGGCUGGCGUUAAGCUCUGUGGGUCACAUGGAUCCAUGCCCAGGCUCAAUGUGCCAGUUGGAGGAUUGGGGCUCCAGAGGACAGCUGUUGUGUUUAGCAGGGCUGGAGCUGAAGAGAAGCUAGGACUGCUGCAACAUCACACAGCAGGGUCUCUUCAUUUCACUCUGAUUAAGGCCAUCACACUGAUGUGCCCUUUUCAGAAGAUUACAAAAUAAGAGUUUUAUGGAGUUUAGUUCACGGCCAUAUGGUAAAGUCAGUGACUGGACCGUAAAGAGCAGUUGUUGGGCUUUUACCGAACUGCUGUGGUGACAUUUGGUAUCCAUUACAUUUGAUCCCCUACAGUGUGGUGGAGAUAGAUGGUUGAUAAUUAGCGGGAAGCUACUUUAUAUCAGCUACAAAACAAUGGUCUCUGUCUGAAAAUAUUUCAGCUAUCACGCAGCUGUUUCUAUCAUCAAAAGCACAAAUAUCUUAUUUUUUAUCUUGUAAUCCCAACAUCAGGGCAUUUGUUUCCCCCUGCUCAAUCGUCUGAAGUGUUGUGUUUGUGUCAGUGUGUGUCGGUGAACGUCAUUUUCUACUCUAAUUCAUUUCUUCCGAGCCAGUAGUCUGUCAGUAGUGUUUUUAUCAGUGGCCUCUUUCGCCACACUACACAUUCCCAGGGAGAGAGUAAUUUCAUGUGAUUCGUGACAGUCUAGUCCAGGCAUAAUCCAUAGACCCCUGGAUUGUUUUUGUCUUAAUGUUGCGUGAUGGGUGGAUUAUACAAUCUGAGUUGUUAUAAUUAUUUACCUUAAUGCCAAUUCAUUAUGAUUGGAUAGAUAUGACAGUUCCUGACUGUCCUCUGGUGUGUUUAUAUUUGUGUGAUAUUUUAUUCAAUCUACCCUUUAGGAAUGCUCAUUUUUUGCUUAUUUUAUUCAAUUAAGAACCAGUUGAAUAAUUUAUGAGCAUUUAAUUAAUGAUGGGCUAAUUGCCUGAAUGUGUCAGUGACUUAAUCAAAUUAUUUAUUGGAUACAUUUGGAAUUCUAAUGCUUAAUUUAAAUAUAGAGUGAUUAACUGCUUUGAAAUGAAUCAAUAUUUUCUGAUAAUAUUUCUGCUGACGCAGCAUAUACUCUUCCUGGGGUCCACGUGUGUGUGUGUGUGUGUGUGUGUGUGUGUGUGUGUGUGUGUGUGUGAAAUGCCUGCCCAGUGUUAAUAUGACAUUAAAGGGUGCCUGUCUGUGUCCUUCUGGCUUCUCAUGUGUUGUGUUCAGGUGGUGCGUGACCAGAUCACUCACUGCACUAUGAAGCUGCGUCAGACUACAGGCAUGAUGGAGUACUGUCUGGAGGUGAUCAAAGAGAACGACCCCAGCGGCUUCCUGCAGGUGCAGUAGUGAUGUAUGGAUGAAUGGGGCUGGAGCUCUGCUAGUAGAAGGCUGUGGAUGAGGCUAUCCUUGCUGCCUGCCUGCCGGUCUGCCUCUCACGCAGAGAAGACUUCCCUCCCAUUCCCCUCAGAUGUCCCUGUCUCCUACUGGGCUCUAAAUGCUAAGACCAAACAGAGGAGACCUUUGAAAGAACCACUUAUAUAUUUGACUAUACUAAUAGAUAUUGAUUCAGAGUGCAUAUGAUAAGCUUGUAGCAAGAUGUCGAUACAUGUUUUUGUUGUUGGAUAAAUGUGGAUGAAGAUAUUGAUACUUAAUAGGUCAUCCCAAACCAUUUCUCGUUGGCUUGCACUAAUAAAGAUUAACCUGAUACUGAACAUUGGUAUGUGACACCCUCAUCAAGUUGAACGGUGUCAUAUUUAGUUCCCCUCACCAUUAGCUGGAAGCCAUUGAUUCUCCUGGUCUUUUGAUAGGAGCGGUCUGAAUGAGAUGAAAUGGAGAGGAAAGACUAUCUUCUGGGAAUCGAUGCUUCCCUCCCCCCUUCAAAUGUAUAUGUAUUGAUUGAACAGUUUCUUAUACCCCUUGGAACAAAUUCUGUGCUCUGUACCAUUUAAAGCUUGUAUAAAUCCUUACAAAAGCUUUGCAGGUAGCAUGAAAGCUGGUAUCCUACAGUAGUGUUUCCAAACCAGGGUUACUAGGACCCCAGGGGGUACUCGGCCCAUCCACAGGGGGUACUCGGCCCAUCCACAGGGGGUACUCGGCCCAUCCACAGGGCGUACUUGAGAAGACUCAUGAGCAUAGGCUUACUGGUAAAAUGCACGAGGGGGUACUCUAGGGGUACUCCGGGCAGAGCAUAAUUCAGUUGGUGGUACAGUAACCGAAAAAGGUUGGGAACCACUGCCCUACAGGGCUAUUCCUAAAUGCAGCACAUUUCCCGCUGGCAUUUUUCCAGAAGCACAAAGCCUCAGAGAAAUCAUAAAAAGCCAAUUAAAACCAUAUUGCACUCUGUAAUAGUAUAUUACACUGUAGCUGAAUGUUUUAGGGGAGUUGUAUCUGCUUUUAUGCUGAUCCCUCCUGCUGUGUGUGUGUCUCUGUGUAGAUUUCCGAUGCGCUGAUCAAACGUGUGACAUCGUCUCAGGACCAGUGGGUCAAAGGGGCUCUGGAGCCCAAGGUGGGCCCUGAGUUUGACCUGACCCUGAACACCGACCCCCUGCUGCAGACCAUAAUACAGCUGGACUUUGUCCAGAGCAAAGGUACCCAAUCUAAAUAUACGCAACACAUUUUCCACCAACAGGUUUCUGUGCCAAUGCACCACACAACCAAUAAACAAAGCAUACUGACUUCAGGCACUUCAAUAUCAUGGUUUGCAUUUUCAACACCUCAAUAAAUAGACUAUGUCAAUCUCGACAAACAGAAAAUACAUCCCUCCCUACCUUGUAGGCUUACCCAGUAUCGAAGGCUUGGCUUGACAAUCUCCGAAUGUCAUUAAACUUUUGGGUGUAUUGUAACAGAUGUCUCUUUCCGCUGCACAGUUUGGAUUGAUUGAUUGAUAGAUUUUGUCAGUAAAAAAAAUACAUAUAUACUGUAGGCAAUUAUUUUUUUAAGUGACCAGGAUUGCACAAUAAAGUCAGGGACUUAUUUCCAUUGUGGUCCCUAUUUUUGUACAUAAAUACUUAUACAAUUACAUAGAUACAGACACAUUACAGAGAUACAGACACAUUACAUAGAUACAGACACUUUAUAGAGAUAGAGGCACAUUACAUAGAUACAGACACAUUACAUAGAUACAGACACAUUACAUAGAUACAGACACUUUAUAGAGAUAGAGACACAUUACAUAGAUACAGACACAUUACAGAGAUACAGACACAUUACAUAGAUACAGACACAUUACAGAGAUACAGACACAUUACAUAGAUACAGACACUUUAUAGAGAUAGAGACACAUUACAUAGAUACAGACACUUUAUAGAGAUAGAGACACAUUACAUAGAUACAGACACAUUACAUAGAUACAGACACUUUAUAGAGAUAGAGGCACAUUACAUAGAUACAGACACAUUACAGAGAUACAGACACAUUACAUAGAUAGAGACACAUUACAUAGAUACAGACACAUUACAGAGAUACAGACACAUUACAGAGAUACAGACACAUUACAGAGAUAGACACAUUACAGAGAUAGAGACACAUUACAGAGAUACAGACACAUUACAGAGAUACAGACACAUUACAGAGAUACAGACACAUUACAGAGAUACAGACACAUUACAGAGAUACAGACACAUUACAUAGAUAGAGAAGAAAAAAUGCUCAGCCUCCAGAUAGGUAUGAAGGAGGAGUUGAAGUACAAUUCUUACAAGCUUGUUUGGCUGGUAGCUUAUUCUUUAGAUGCUUGGGGCUGCUGGUGAUAAUCAAAGUGACACUGGACUAGCGCACUUGCCAGAGACUUUAGGGUGUCUAUAGCUAGGUUUCCAUCCAAUUAGCGACAGAUUUUCAUGUGAAUAUUCUAAAAUCUUAAUAAAAACAAUAUGCCAUUUCAGAGUUUCCUUUAGGAAUAUUUGGCGCCAGACAACAUGACAGGGAAGAUUUUAAUUUACCGGACAUUUGAGAAAUGUAAUGGACAUCCACAUGCAUUCAGAUCCAACCUGGCGCAGCCAGCGCCAUCAAUAAAUUAGGGAUGUUGGCCAAAUGAGUCACAUUUACGUGUCCUUAAAAAUUACAAAAACACUAUUCCUUGUGUUUCGAUGUGUAGCAUAUGCAAAACUUUGUAGCCUAUUUUUUAAGGACCAUGCAACCAAAUAUUAUGCUUGAGUAAACCUUAGGAAGAUUUGUAGUGUAUAUCCCCUGGCAAUGUCCUAGAAUACCAGGAUAUAUUUUUCAUUUAAACAAAUAUGUAUUUCAAUUCGCUUCAACACCUACUGAAGCAAACAAGAUUGUUCCUUACCCAGUUACUAACUCAGUCUGGCCCAAAUAAAACGUAAUUGUAAAAGAAAUGUGAUUCUGAACCCAUGGGGAGUUGAACCAGCAUUCUCUUGAGAAAGCACAGCAGUUGAUCAUUUCCACUAUGUUGCAAAAUAACUCAAGCGUCACACAUGAACCAAUGUCCAAUAUCAUGUUUCAGAUAUUCAGGAGACUCCAUUAUUGAAACAAAUGCAUGCAGGUGGACUGAAAGACACGGAGAGCGCAGGAGGUAUUUCAGAGCUGCUAUAUGAUCAUCCAAAUCCAAGUUUUCCCUUUUUCCUCUGAGACCUGCCAGCCCACACCAGCCCACCACGUUAAGGGGCAUAGUGGUCCCGACAGUGCUCUCCUCCCAUGCAUGUUUUACCACACUCUUCCCUUUUAAUAUUCUCACCUGCCUGACAACAACCACUAUCAACCGCUACCUAUCCAUGCAGAGAUAGAUGUUAACUCCUCUGUGGUGUUCCUGCCAUCCGUUUCUAUUCCAGUGGAGACUGCCACGGUGCCCCCGGCCCCCCUGCUGCAGCUAGAGAAGUGCUGCACCCGCAACAAUAGUGCCACCCUGGCCUGGAGGGUCACUGUGUCCCCUAGCAACCCCAUCGAAGGCUACAUCCUGGAGCUGGACGACGGCAAUGGGGGGCAAUACAGGGUCAGAUAAUCCUUCACUUCAUAUAUUAGAGCCAGUGUGUGUCGUCAUGUCCGACGCUCCAUGUAGUCUGACACUAGCAUGGAGCGCUUCACUCUCUGGUGUUUUAACAGUAGAUUUAGUCAAAGAAUUGAAAAGUUUAAUGUAAGAAAGUUGAUGCUCAUUAUGCAAUGCAAGGAAUCUAUGGGAAAUAUUUUAUUUAGCCAAGCUUAUUUCAAUAUGUGUAAUACAGUUCCACUGUAAUUCUAUGUGGAGUAAAUUUCACCUAUAGAUAACAGUUGUCACCUCUACGGAAUAUUUUAUUAUUCAUAGUGCGUAUGGUGGAGUCAGAGCCGUAACUAACGCCAGAUGGUCCUGUGCUGUACUGUAUGUCUGUGUGUCCCAGGAGGUGUAUGUAGGGAAGGAGACCGUGUGCACCGUGGACGGCCUCCACUUCAACAGUUCCUACAACGCCAGAGUCAAGGCCUACAACUCCACAGGGGUGGGGCCCUAUAGCAAGACUGUGGUGCUGAAGACAUCUGACGGUGGGUGUUCUUUCUGUCUUCGCUCUCUGUUUGGACCUAACUGUAGACCUGAAAGGGAAGAUCCCCCUCUGACUGGGGACGGCAGGCUUAAUUAGUACCCGGGGUACAGAAUGAAACUCUGUAUUCAGCACUGCUGAGCCGAGCUAGUCCUUUGGGACAUCCAGGCCUGCUGUUUGCCGACAGAGCCUCUCCCUUCCAUCAACCAGCAACACUCUUGUUUGUGUCCUUAAUGGCAAUGGCAUCCCGAUCCCACUUUAAUUAAAGGCGACUUGUGCAAUCUGUCACUGUCCUGGCUGGGUGUGGUGGUGCUAGCCGGCUCCAAGAAUCCUCCUGGUUUAUCUGCCCAAAGCAGUAAACACCAGGCAGUGCCAUGCCAAAGCCAGAGCUGAAGGAGCUCCACUAAAGAGGUGUCCAGUCCUGAUAUAGUGCUGGCAGACAGUGGAAGUGGUCUUGCAGUUUAGCAACGCAUGACAGUGAGCACGUGCCAGACUGUGAUACUUUAGCCUGUCAGUUCUGGAGGGAAGACAGUGAGAGGGUGCAGAGGGAGAUAGAAUAGGCUGUCGAUGCCAUUGAUUGAGUGUAAGGCUGGGAUAGGGAGUGGAGGGAUGGAGAGGCUGACAGAGCGGUGACACAGGGAGAGUUUAGACUUAGAGUGCAGGCGGCUCCAGCUACGGAUCUGCCAACUGCUAUAACAAUGGCGGCAGGUAGCUUAGUGGGUAAGAGCGUUGUGCCAGUAACCGAAAGGUCGCUGGUUCUAAUCCCCGAGCCGACUAGGUGAAAAAUCUGUCGAUGUGCCCUUGAGCAAGGCACUUAACCCUAAUUGCUCCUGUAAGUCGCUCUGGAUAAAAGCGUCUGCUAAAUGACUAAAAUGUAAAAUGUAAAAUGUAAAUCUCUGCAUGUGGAGGCCUUAGUGAGUGCCUGUCGUGUGCCAGAUAACUGUUUAUUCCAACAUAGCAGGAAUGGGGCUAAUUAAAACAAUACACUGCAAUGAUUUGAUACAGCAGUGCCUUAUGGGUAAAGUGCUGUUGAAUGAGAAUUAAUCCAGUGCUUGACAUUUAGAUGAGAACAUCAAGUUACAUUUUUAAUUGUGGCACUUUGUGAAUAUUAAUUUAUCAUCUCACGGUAUGCAGCCUGCCAUAGGGUCCUAGCUGAUCGUGCUGUUCUAUAAUAGCAUCAUGUUUCAUUAUUUCCUGCUGCUCCAUCCUCCACUAAGGUUCAUUCAGGCAGCCAUGCUCUCGUUUCUCUCUGACUCAUCCUACUGCUCUACUUUGUCUCUCCUGCAGUGGCUUGGUUCACCUUCGACCCCACCUCAGCUCACAGGGACAUUGUGUUGACCAAUGAGAACCAGACGGUGAGCUGCAACAGCUACGAUGACCGUGUGGUCCUGGGGACUGCCGCCUUCUCCAAGGGGGUACAUUACUGGGAGCUCAUGGUGGAUCGCUAUGACAACCACCCAGACCCGUCAUUCGGGGUGGCGAGGAUCAACACGAUGAAGGACAUGAUGCUGGGGAAGGAUGAUAAGGCCUGGGCCAUGUACGUGGACAACAACCGCAGCUGGUUCAUGCACAACAACUCCCACACCAACAGGUAGGUGGGACAUCUCUCAGGGGUGGAAGGCUGACUCCUGCUCCUCCACAGCUUCCGAAGUUUAUAAAUAAUCAUAAUCCGCAUUGUGUGUCAUACUGUCAGAAAUAACCCACUUACGCACAUACAAUAUUGGCAGGCAGUUACUUGGAAAUGGAAGAGAUAAUUUGCAGGGCAAUGCUCUUAUUCUUUUGAGUAGUAUAGAGUAAUGAAAUCCAUAGAUUCAAAGUCCACAGGCUUAGCAAUCUACCUCCAGGGACAAGAAUACACAAAGCACAAUCCUCCUUCCCCCUUAAUGAACAAUAAUGCAGUAGUAGUUACCAUUUUCAGUAGCUGAUUAAAAGGUUUCCCUGUGAUCAUCUUUGUGUUUGUUGACCCUCAUUAUUUAUCUUCCUGUCAGCUGUCACGUUGGAGCCUAUCACCCAGAAUGACUCACUCAUUUCCCUCAUUAAAGUGCCAGGUAUACAUGUAUGUCAGGUAAUCAUCAAAGGCAGAUUUUUGCCUGCAAUCCUGCUUGUUUGUUUCUUUCGCCUAGUGGUUUUCUCUGGAAACCCUGUAGAGCCCUGUAGCUUUGUGACAUAGCUGUUUGACCAUUUUGUUGCUUGAGCUGUUCAUUCUCAAAAAACCAAAAUCUGCUGGCUUUUUGGGUGAGUUGACUGGUUUGAGUAACUAUUUACAUACAGCCUUGCAUUGCCAAAGUAUUUCAGAUGUUUGGAUACUGAUGCAUUUAUUUUACUUUGCCAAAAGUUUUUCCUUAAUUCCAUUGGAAUGGAGAAAAGCUACACACCCUGAAGGAGAAGCUCGAGGCUGUUUUCAUACAUUUGUUGAACCACAAGUAUUCCGGAUUUACUGUACAUCAAUUCACACACAGCCUACAUACAAAACACACCUUAUUUAGCAAUUAGGUCAAAUCUAAUGUUUUGAAUAGAGGAAACAAUAAACCGCUUAAAGCCAUUCGCUCCAAACUGUGUUUGGAGUCAAUGGCAACCCUCUAUCCCUCUGAGAUCCCAUACCACUCUCAAAGGGCCUGUUUGAUCUGUUGUGUGUGUGUGCGCGUUCUGCAGGGCUGAGGGGGGCAUCAGCAAGGGUGCCACUGUUGGCAUCCUGCUGGACCUGAACAAGCACACUGUAACGUUCUUCAUCAACAAAGAGCAGCAUGGCCCUGUGGCCUUCGAGAACCUGGAUGGAGUCUUCAUGCCUGCUGUCAGCAUCAACAGGAAUGUCCAGGUGAGCACAGACAGUCAGACAGUGUUGCUUAAACAGAGAACUCUGGAGAACAUAGUAUUUUGUGAAAAUUCUGAUCAUUUUGUCUUAAUUUAGAAAUGAAAUGAAUCUCCAGAUUAGGGAUAUGUUAAACUGCAUAGGUUGUGCACAUAUUUUUAUUAAAUUCUUACGUACCAGCAAAUAUACAUUAUGUUGAGUUAGUAAGCUCUGUGGCUCCUGAGAGUCAAAUCCUGGACCUCGAGUCAGCAGCUUAGUCUGUCAUGAUCUCAUUUGGUAAUGUUUGUCCUUCACAGGUUACCCUACUAACAGGAAUGGAGGUGCCAAAGAAUUUUAAGCAGCAGUAGCCUCCUAAGGUGUCAACAUGUAGUCCUCCUGCUCCAUCCCUAUCUCUUCUUGCUAUUACUGUAUAUCUUAUGCUGUUCAAUGCCUAUGAUCAAAUAUCACCCAUUGAGGGAGUCUUAUAUACAAGGGACUUUUGUAUAUAAAAUAUUCUGUUGUUUUUAGAAUUUUCCUAGUCCUAAUUGCAUCUCAAGCCGUACAAUCAUAUUCUGUGUUUACAGUCAAAAUGCCACAGGGUGCUUUAAUGAAGUGCAUCACUGGAACGAAAUCCCAUAUGAGGGUAGAGUCAUGAGAUGCCCUACAGUACAAUUUCUCUACUUCUCUUCUCUCAGGUUCCUUCAUAG